AACCAAAGCGCUCUCUCAUAUAUCUUCCACUAUUCUUCUCUUCUUCUUCUUCUUCGCGUACAGUUCAUAACUUAGCCAUGGCUUCUUCUUCUUCUUCUUCUGUAAAAUCCUUCAUUACAGCUCUAUUCCUUAUGGCUCUGACAAGCAUGAUGAUGAGUUUGAGUGUGGUUGAAGCUCGCCAUCUUCUGCAAACAACAAAGCCUUCGAUACCAAACAUGCCUGGAAUUCCAAUUAACUUGCCUAAGCCAACAGGAUUGCCACCUUUGCCUUCAAUCCCAAUAAAUAACAUUCCUCCUUUGCCAACAAAUAUCCCAAAUCUGCCAAAACCCAAUUCUCUUCCUCCUCUUCCUUCUAUGCCCACCAUUCCUAAACUGCCACAAGUCACUCUUCCUCCAUUGCCUAAACUUCCUUCUAUUCCCACUCUCCCGACUACUAUGCCUUCCAUUCCAUUCUUCUCUCCUCCUCCUUCUAAUUGAAAACACUCUAUAUAGAUUGGUUCACUUGUUGUUCACCUAGUGUUAGCUGCUUCAUGAUCUGCAGCAUGCUAGAAUAUGUACGUCUUUAGUAUUGGUUUAAAUUUGCUUUAUCUUAUUCUUCGUCUGUAUGUUUGGAAGAGUUGUAUUGUGGCUAUAUAUGUCAUUUUAUUUUCUUUUCAUUUUGUGUGAAAGUUAGAACAGUGUGUAAUAAUUUUUUUAGUAUUUCCAUGAAUUUCUAUUAUACAAUAAUGAAGUUACUGAUGUUCCUCGA
Prosopis cineraria is the source of this 747-nucleotide messenger RNA. Its product is annotated as protein PELPK1-like. NCBI's taxonomy places the organism in Eukaryota, Viridiplantae, Streptophyta, Magnoliopsida, Fabales, Fabaceae. Bases 78 to 476 code for a protein of 132 amino acids. The record is from RefSeq and is a predicted model, not a curated record. The transcript has a single exon.